CGUCUACCCUGGGCUCAAAUUUGUCCAACUGUUGCCAUAAAACUCUCUCAAAACUUUGUGCGAUGUUUUUCCAUCGAGUGCGAAUCUCAAAGAAAAAGAUUUCCCCUACAAACUGCGUGCCACAAUUACACUCACAGAAUGCGACCAAUCACAGCUCGGUGGGCGUGUUUCCACUCUUUGUCUUGUUUCGUGCGCCUCGAUCUGUCUUUUCCUUCAUGGCAUCAUUCGCUGGUUAAUCGUUCGUACAUGCGCAAUGGUGGGCUGGACAAAAUAGAAAUACAAAUACAAUUCAAUGAAAACUACGAUGGAGUGGGUUCGUGUCUUUCUUAUCGAUUUUCCGCCAAAAUACCAUGCCAUUGAGUGCCGCUCCUCCUUUCCGCCGUUGAUUCCUCAAAUCUUCGAACUGCAGGCAAUGCGUGCUGGCGGGAUAGGUUCGCUGAGAACUGUUAUCGAUCGAAACACAUGUGACACCCGACCGGCUGCCGUCAUAGCCAGUCGCCGUAACAGAUUGCUGCGUUUCUGUGUUAGUAUCCGACCCUCUUUUGUGCUUCCAUUUCAUCCGGAAUGCUUCCCUCUCCACUCCUUUCACGUAGUUUGUCUUCACAGCGCAUAGAGCGCUGUCUGAACGUAUCGCGUAUUGUCGUCAGUCCUUGCUUCUCCGCUUACCGUCGUGAAUGUUGUUGACAUUCCUCGAUUAACACAUAUCCAUACCCUAGUUUUUAUUAUUCUUUUAUUCGUUUCAUGCUGACGACUACGGCGACGACUGCUGCAUAGUUGGAAUUUCAUUCGAAGAGCAGCACACAUGCGGAUUGUCGCUCGUUGCGUUCGGACGUGAUUGCUGCGCGCGCGUUUCACGUUGCUUCGCUAUCUACCGGUUAUCAGGUAGUCGUGCGUGAGUGAUAAUUGUUUUGCCGGAUAAUUCGACAUUUGAAAUCUGAGGAUUACAGUGCUUCUGGAUACUAAGCCAUUAAAAGAAAAUUAUCGAAAUUAGUUAUGUGCUAACAGUGAUUAAAAGUUAACAAUCGUACUACAGAAUUGUAUAGCAGUGCAAAUUGGAUAGUAUUCUACGUUGAUCAAAAAAUGUUGGAAUUCUACCACAACAUAAGCCUCAAUGCAGGAAUAACACAGGGACAAACAACGGAUACAAAUUUGCAGGAUUGUCCGUCGGACAAUAACGAGCGAACAGACAUCGUUGGGACGAUCAAAAGCGAGAAAACGCAGGAAAUCUGUGAAGGAUGUGGCCAGAAAAUCAAAGACCGAUACUUUAUGAAGCUUUCCCCGGACCAGUACUGGCACGAACAGUGUCUGCUCUGUUGCAUAUGCCACAUCCAGCUCAACCAGUCGUGCUACACAAAAAACACCAAACUAUACUGCAAAGAUGAUUACUACCGAAUCUACGGCCUUUCGCCGCUGCAGCACCAACAGCAGCAACAGAAUGUGUCUCGUGAUUGCUACGGAUGUGGCGAACGAAUUGCGCCCAACGAAAUGGUUAUGCGGGCGAAGACUCUAGUCUACCACCUGAAUUGCUUCCUCUGCUAUACCUGUAACAGGCCGCUGCAAAAGGGUGAACCGUUCUCGCUGCGAGCCGGCAAGCUCAUUUGCCAACACGACCUGGAGAAAGACAUGUACAGUACCUUGCACCCGAUGCAUCCACAUCACAAUCAGCACACGUUGUACAGCGAAGACGAUUACCUACUGGAGGAUGGCCUGCGGUCCCGGGACGGCCGGCGAGGUCCCAAACGACCCCGAACGAUACUAACGUCGGUACAACGGCGUCAAUUCAAAGCGUCGUUUGAUGUUUCUCCCAAACCGUGCAGGAAGGUUCGGGAAGCGCUGGCCAAGGACACCGGCCUUUCGGUGCGGGUGGUGCAGGUUUGGUUUCAAAACCAGCGAGCCAAAAUGAAGAAAAUAUCCCGAAAAAGCAAAGCAGCACAGAGCAACGGCAACAGCGACGGCGACAAGAGUCAUUCGGACAAGGAGGACAAAUCCAUCAAGCUAGAGUCGCCUGUGAGCGAUCACAGUCACUACUUGGGCGUGGAUGGGUCGUUUGGAUCAACUAGUCAACCGCUGAAUCCCAACCUUCCGUAUUCGCCAGAUUUCCCGGAAAAUUCCGACGCUAGCAUGUGCAGUAGCGACAUUUCGUUGGACGAGAGUUUUGACAAUCUGGAUGAAGCGACGUCGGAUACCAUGUCGCUGCAGAAUUUGGACCUGCAAACGAGUCUAAACAGUAGCAGUAAUAGCAACAAUAGCACAAACAAUAACCAUACCAGUGCCAGCUUAGUCAAUCACAACAAUAACAACAUCAACGGCCUGAUGCCUGGUACCAACAUCACCCACAUAGAUAAGCUAUACCUGAUGCAAAAUUCGUACUUUAACGGCACUUCAAUCGAACAAUGAUCAGAGUGAUUAUGAACUAUCGACAAAGCUUUGCGAAACCAAUUUGUAAUCAAUUGUGAUUAUGAACAACUCAGUCAACCUUCAGUUUGGAAAUCAAAUCCUAUGUUAUGUCGAUUUCAUGACAGAAAGUGAGAACUUAAUUUCUAGGAUAUGAUCAACAAUCGAAAUAAGCUUGAAAGAUUAUGUUGUUCUUUCACUUUGUAAUAUACACCCUCGUUUAAAGUGAAUAAAAAUGCUAGUCAAUAACAAGUAACUCUAAAAGUCUUCUGUAUGCUAAGCAAUGGAAACUUUAGACAAAAUCCCCUACUUACUUAUGUAUUUAGGUUAAGUUUCCAAGCCAGAAAUAGGUUAACAAGUCUCGAACAAUAAAACAAAUCAAUGUAUUCGUACAUUGUUUAUUUUUCCUUAUUUUGUUUUGUAAAUAUUACAAUCGUUUAAUAAUAGUACUUCAUUUCUACAGGAUACAAAGAUUAUAUUUUACACUAUAUUAUUUCUAUUGAAAUUUUCUUGUUACAUUCAUAUAUGUUUAGCCGUCACAGGAAACAAGUCAUUUGGUAUAGUAAUUAAUUGACAUAGAAUAACCCGCAACAAGCAAUGUAAAAUUUUAGGCAAGGUAAACACAUUUGAACAAAAUUAUCGAUUGGUUUAUUUUUUAAUUUGAAAGAACCCCUAUUUCAAUUUCACCACAACCACAAGACCUCUUGGGAGGGACGAUCACUCACGAAACCUUAAUAACCCGUAGGCUACGGAGCUUACCAAAAAAAUUCAAACCGCUGGCAAAGGCGCAAAAAUCAAUGUUUUUAAUGAAAUUUGGAGUUUAACUUCAUGUUUCAAUUAAGUUGGGAGCCUGAAAAAUUGGUAACACGUCGAGAGUUUUAUUCCAAUGGACGUCUGGAUCAGGAAGGGUAACAGAGUGUCGACUCA
Aedes albopictus (Asian tiger mosquito) is the source of this 3321-nucleotide messenger RNA. It is a transcript of the gene Lmx1a, whose product is annotated as LIM homeobox transcription factor 1-beta. NCBI's taxonomy places the organism in Eukaryota, Metazoa, Arthropoda, Insecta, Diptera, Culicidae. The record is from RefSeq and is a predicted model, not a curated record. Gene Ontology annotation, biological process: regulation of transcription by RNA polymerase II; neuron differentiation. Gene Ontology annotation, molecular function: DNA-binding transcription factor activity, RNA polymerase II-specific; RNA polymerase II transcription regulatory region sequence-specific DNA binding. The transcript has 4 exons. The coding region runs from base 1081 to 2397 and encodes 438 amino acids. Gene Ontology annotation, cellular component: nucleus.